AUGGAAAAGGUAGAGCUCAAAGGAAACCAAGCAGGCCCCCGGCAGGGGGCGGGGCCGGGGCGGGGCCGGGCAGGGAACGAGGAUGAGGCCAGACGGGCGGAGCGAGGCUGCACGCGUCAGGAACCGGCUCUGACCCUCGAGGCUGAGGCUGUGGAGCUCGCUGCAGCGAGCCCGCGUUCCCAGCACGACGGUGGUGAGGCAGCCCGCGGGUUCGGGGCAAUGGCGGCGCAAGGGUCUUCCGUGGAUCCGCCGCCGGGGUUCAGGCCCGUGAUCCUCAGCCCCGGGCCCCGUCCGCUCCUCCUCCUUUUUCUGCUGGGUGCUGGGCGCUGGGGGCCGACCGGCGCGGUGGGUGGCGCUCCAGGAGGAUUAUCAGAACCGUCCUCUAUUGCAAAACAUGAAGACAGAUUGUUUAAGGAUUUAUUUGAAGACUACGAAAGAUGGAUCCGUCCUGUGGAACACAUGAAUGACAAGAUAAAAAUAAAGUUUGGUCUUGCAAUAUCUCAACUAGUAGAUGUGGAUGAGAAAAAUCAGUUAAUGACAACAAAUGUCUGGUUGAAACAGGAGUGGAUAGAUGUCAAAUUAAGGUGGAGCCCCAUGGACUAUGGUGGGAUAAAAGUUAUCCGCGUCCCUUCAGACUCUCUCUGGACCCCAGACAUUGUCUUGUUUGAUAAUGCAGAUGGACGUUUCGAAGGGGCCAGUACGAAAACGGUUGUCAGGUACGAUGGCACUGUUACCUGGACUCCACCGGCAAACUACAAAAGCUCCUGUACCAUAGAUGUCACCUUUUUCCCAUUUGAUCUCCAAAACUGUUCCAUGAAAUUUGGUUCUUGGACUUAUGAUGGAUCCCAGGUGGAUUUAAUUUUAGAGGACCAAGAUGUAGACAAGAGAGACUUUUUUGAUAACGGAGAAUGGGAAAUUUUGAGUGCAACAGGAAGCAAAGGAAACAGAACUGAUAGCUGCUGCUGGUACCCAUACAUCACUUACUCAUUCGCCAUUAAGCGUCUGCCUCUCUUUUACACCUUGUUUCUUAUUAUACCCUGUAUCGGACUCUCCUUUCUAACGGUACUUGUCUUCUAUCUUCCUUCAAACGAAGGGGAAAAGAUUUGUCUUUGCACUUCGGUACUUGUCUCUUUGACUGUCUUCCUUCUGGUGAUAGAAGAGAUAAUACCUUCAUCUUCCAAAGUAAUACCUCUGAUUGGAGAGUACCUGGUGUUUACCAUGAUUUUUGUGACAUUAUCAAUUAUGGUAACAGUCUUCGCUAUCAACAUCCAUCACCGUUCUUCCUCAACACAUAAUGCAAUGGCACCUUGGGUCCGCAAGAUAUUUCUCCACAAGCUUCCCAAACUGCUUUGCAUGAGAAGUCAUGUAGAUAGGUACUGCACUCAGGAAGAGGAAACUGAGAGAGUUCGUGGACCGCAGUCUUCUAGAAACACACUGGAAGCUGCACUGGAUUCUAUUCGCUAUAUUACAAGACACGUCAUGAAAGAGAAUGAUGUUCGCGAGGUUGUGGAAGACUGGAAAUUCAUAGCCCAGGUUCUUGAUCGGAUGUUUUUGUGGACGUUCCUACUAGUUUCAAUUGUUGGAUCUCUUGGACUUUUUGUUCCUGUUAUUUAUAAAUGGGCAAAUAUAAUAGUACCCAUUCAUAUAGGAAAUGCAAAUCAAUGA
Molecule: messenger RNA, 1665 nt
Organism: Chrysochloris asiatica (Cape golden mole)
Lineage: Eukaryota; Metazoa; Chordata; Mammalia; Afrosoricida; Chrysochloridae
Gene: CHRNA5
Product: cholinergic receptor, nicotinic, alpha 5 (neuronal)
Exons: 8
Coding region: 1-1665 (554 amino acids)
Biological process (GO): regulation of membrane potential; nervous system process; monoatomic ion transmembrane transport
Cellular component (GO): neuron projection; postsynaptic membrane; synapse
Molecular function (GO): transmembrane signaling receptor activity; acetylcholine-gated monoatomic cation-selective channel activity
Source: RefSeq, a predicted model, not a curated record